Molecule: messenger RNA, 1347 nt
Organism: Entamoeba invadens IP1
Lineage: Eukaryota; Evosea; Mastigamoebida; Endamoebidae
Exons: 1
Coding region: 1-1347 (448 amino acids)
Source: RefSeq, a predicted model, not a curated record
AUGGGUAAGAUAGAUGGUUACCACAUGAUGGUUAUCACACAAUAUUUUUCGUUAUUAAAAGAUUUCAUUUCAAUAGAAAGUGUGAGUAAAAAAUAUCAAUGCAAUAUGGAAAAGUUUCAUAGUAACCCCAUUCCAUUGACUUAUAAAACAAUAAAAUAUUUUCCAAACAUUGAGACUUUAAAUAUUUGGUCUAAAAACGACGAAUUUUUUGGAAAUACUAUUUUUGACUUCACCAAAGAAAAUUCUCAAAAGAAAAUCGACUUUUUUAGAAUUAAUAUUUGGUUUGGAGUUGAAUACACUUUUGCUCAACUUCACAGCGACACAAAUUUUUCUUUCAAAAAUUAUAUAUACACCAAAGAAGACCGAGAAAAGUACGGUGACACAAUCCCAUAUAAAACUAAGGCGCUUGGUGCAAAUUAUUUAAAAAAUUCUCAAAUCACAACUUUUGAUAUUCCAAAAGUAAUCACAUCAAUUGGCACAAAUUGUUUCUUUAAAUGUACUUCAUUGACUUCAGUGACACUUUCUGAUGCAUUAAAAGAAAUUGGAGAUAACUGUUUUUCACAAUGUCAAUCUCUUGUGUCGAUUGAUAUACCACAGUCGGUGUAUAAAAUAGGUAAUAACAGCUUUUCUCAUUGCGACAAAAUCACUUCCAUUAAACUUCCUGAAGGUCUUGUUACUUUGUCAACGGAUUUGUUUGGGUUUUGUAACAAAUUAGACUCGGUCACAUUUCCAUCAUAUUUACUCACAAUAUGGGAUCGUUGUUUUGAAUUUUGUAUGUCAUUAAAAUCGAUAAAAAUAGCACAGUGUGACAAUAGUAUUGGCGAAUGUGCCUUUCUUAGUUGCACAAACUUGACAUCUGUAUUUAUUGGAGGAAAUUGUUUUAAUCUUGGUGAGAGUUGUUUUAUGGGGUGCAUUUCACUUGUCUCAAUACAAUUACCAGACAACAUAUCGAGAUUUGGAAUCGAAUGUUUCAGUAGGUGUUCAUCAUUAAGUGGCAUUAAACUUCCUUCUAAAUUACGAGAAAUUACAAAAAUGUGUUUUUCCAAUUGUUCAAAAUUGGAGAAUGUUCUUAUUCCAGAAUUCGUCACUCGUAUUGGCAUUCGAUCGUUUGAAUAUUGUGUAUCAUUAAAAACGAUAUCAGUUCCAAGUCGUUUGAAAGAAAUUGAAACGAAGUGUUUUAUUGGAUGUACCACUCUUGAUAUAUCUCUUUUAAACACUGUUGAAAAAAUUGGUGAAAAUUGUUUUGAAAAUUGUCAAUGUAUCCCCAAAGAGUCAAAAGAAACAAAACAAAGUGAACUUAAAAUUACAAAAGAAAAAGAAACAUUGAAUAAAUGUUCAAUAUCUUAA